Clarias gariepinus (North African catfish) is the source of this 1941-nucleotide messenger RNA. RefSeq names its product LETM1 domain-containing protein 1-like. The record is from RefSeq and is a predicted model, not a curated record. Gene Ontology annotation, biological process: intracellular monoatomic cation homeostasis. The transcript is spliced from 9 exons. NCBI's taxonomy places the organism in Eukaryota, Metazoa, Chordata, Actinopteri, Siluriformes, Clariidae. Gene Ontology annotation, molecular function: ribosome binding. Bases 111 to 1112 code for a protein of 333 amino acids. Gene Ontology annotation, cellular component: mitochondrial inner membrane.
GCUCGAACGCUCCCGAUAGGUCUCCCCCAACCCGGAUAUUCCAGUGUUCCGUCAUGGUCGCUGAAUAAUAACAACAAUAAUUUUGAAGAGGCUUUGCACUUUUUUUGAACAUGUACCACCGAUACUGCAGACGAGCUGUUUUUAUCCACGUGCAAUGGAUAGUAAAGGCGGACUUGCCGAUAAGUCCUUACUCGACCUCUGCAGUCAGACUGGGAGUUCUGCAGAAGGUGAAUGAAAAGUGUGAGCGCUUCAUACAGCAGCGAUUUCCUCACUUUUCCAUCCUUUACCACACUCUGAGGAAAGGCUUUCGGCUCCUGUUAGAAGACGUGAAGGAAGUUGGCAGAAUAAAGAGGAGCAUGUGGAGUAAGGAGAUCCACUACAGAGAGCUCCCUUAUCGAGAAAUGAAGAGGCUCGUUCUGUUCCGACGUGACAUGGUUAAAGCCAUCCCACUGCUGGUGAUCUCACUUCCUCCCUUUGCCAUCGGCCUGGUGCUCGCCCUCAUGUGUUUGUUUCCACGUCAGCUGUUGUUUCGGCAUUUUUGGACACCGCAGCAGCAGAGAAAGUUCCAGAUGAUUGACCGCAUGAAGCGCUCUCAGUGUCAGGCCAAGAUCUUGGACAGCCUGGUGCUGACGGUGCCGCGUGUGAGCAAGGCUCGUCAGAGAACCCUGCUCAACCUCUGCUCCAAGGUUCAGGACGGGAAACACCCCAGAGUCUCUGAGGUCCAUGGCCUACGGGAUGUCUUCUUCACGACCUCUCCACUGGGCAUGCAGUGUCUGAAGCCUCCUCAUCUGAGGUUGUUAGGUUCUCAGUUCCCUGUAAUUGUGUGGUUUCCCAGCUUCCUGGUGCGGAGGCGGCUCACCACCAAAGCCCUGGACCUGCUCUAUCUGGACCGCGCCCUGCUGUGCCUCGGGCUCGAUCAGCUCGAUGAGGAAGAAAUAAGUCAAGCAUGUGACUUUCGAGGGCUGAACACUGGCCGGCUGACCUCCAGUCAGUGUAAAGAGUGGCUUCAUCAGUGGCUGGAGUUCUCCGCAAAGGUCAAAGAAUCUGAAAUUUCGCUCUUACUGCACAGUAUGACGCUGCUCACGCUCAACUACCCACCUGUGACCAAGUGACCUAAACACAAGCCCCGUAUCACGUCUCCUUCCUCCUGUUUGCUGAACAAAUCUCUUCACCUCGACUCACUGCGGUCUUCAUCUCAACUCUGUAAUGUUUACACACUUGCUUUUUAAUCCCUCCAUCACAGCAUUCCACUCACGGUCCUGUUUACAGCGUGCUGCCAAACCCACUCGCAUUUAAAGCCUGCAAGUUGAAAGCCAUUUGCAUAAAGUGACUCACUUUAUUCCUGUUUCAAAGACCAAAUUUGUGAAGAAAAUUGAUGGUCUGUGUUUUUGUUACGGCACUAAUGUUAUUUGGUGUGUUUGUGUUUAAGCAAUUUCAUUUGAUAUUAUAAUUUUAGACUUUAAUUUUCAUACCUCAGUUCUGUUUCGGUCAGUGAUUUGUUCAACCCUCUUACCAUUCUUUAUUUAAUCUCAGGUUACGUCUUCACUAUUAUUUCCAUUUUGUAUUGUUCAAAUCUUUUUUUUAAAAAUAAUUAUUCAUUGUGAAUUUAAGAGAAUAUAAUAUUAUAAAAGAUGAGAUAAGAAGUAAGUGUGGUGUUUUAUUGUCCAUAUAUUGCCUCUGUUAGAAUUUGUUAAACAGUGUUGCAUUAAACAGCCAUGCUGAUAUUCAGUAGGUACAGUAUACAACAGUUCCAAGCACCAUUUAUUACCUACAGAUUGUUGUUGUUUUUUUUCAAUUACCCCAGCUAUUUUGCUCUGCCAAGACAUAUACUUCCACAACUGGUGGAACUAACUAACUGCCUCUGGACGACAGUUAGUGUAAUUAACACUAAAAUUGGUUGUAAUUUCUUACAGGUACUCUGUAGCCAAAAGGUGAGCAGAA